AUGGGAAACGGCGUCCAGCAACCUCUGGAAGCAACUGAUCCACGAGACAAAGUAUUCGCUCUCCUAGGUCUUGCAAACGACAAGGAUAGUUUAGAGGCCUUGGGCGUCGUCCCAGAUUACACUAAAUCCAAAGAGGAGGUGUAUACAACUGCGAUGGCUGCUAUGCUAAGAAAAGGCCAUAUCUCACUUCUCUCAAUCUGUUGUGGUAUGAAGAGGCCAAACGGUCUACCUUCCUGGGUACCAGACUGGUCUAAAGCAGACCCGCCAAUGUUUCAAGUAAUCGGUGAUGACGAUUAUAGCCUCCAUCCUGUAUUUAACGCCUGUGGUUCGAAGAACAAACAUCGUUUCAUUUUGCCAACCAAAGACCCCAAGCCUGAGAGAAUACUGGUUUACGCCAAACAAGUCGACGAAGUCUUUCAACUGGGUCACGUCGGCAGGUUGCCCUCCAUGCCCAGAGCCGUAUCCCCAGUUGAGUGGCUUGAUGCCAUGUUGCAACUCACGUACUGUGUCGACAAACCAUACUUGGACGUCAAGGAGCGCAUGCGAACCACAGCCAGAGCCUCACACGCCGGUAUGAGAAUCGGAGAAAACAAUAUGCUACAAAGAGCAAGCGAGUUUCCUGAAGCUCUAACCAUACUAGAAGAAGUGAUUCAAAUCGGCACAAAGGACGACGGUUUCCCCGAAUCCCAGAAUGCUUUGAGAAGGGCUCUUUUGAAUUACAGGAUGACGGAAUAUCCUUCACACAUGUUCCAGAUGCUGGGUGAGAUUCUGAGAAUAAAUGACUGCAAAGUGCCUCUCAUCACGAAAGAGGGUCGUUUAGGAAUUAGUUCGAUGACUGUCAAGGUGGGUGAUCUUGUAGUAUUGGUCAGUGGAGCGCAGGUGCCCUUCAUCCUUAGGCGUACAGAUACAAGAUACAUGACCGUUGGUGAGGCAUACAUUGACGGAAUCAUGGACGGAGAGGCAGCAGAAGACGGCGAAUGGAUUCAUAUUGAACUUGAAUAG
Molecule: messenger RNA, 1002 nt
Organism: Bipolaris oryzae ATCC 44560
Lineage: Eukaryota; Fungi; Ascomycota; Dothideomycetes; Pleosporales; Pleosporaceae
Exons: 1
Coding region: 1-1002 (333 amino acids)
Source: RefSeq, a predicted model, not a curated record